Linum trigynum is the source of this 4388-nucleotide messenger RNA. The record is from the annotation of a GenBank genome assembly. Lineage: Eukaryota; Viridiplantae; Streptophyta; Magnoliopsida; Malpighiales; Linaceae.
UAGCUCUCCAACAUAUCUUGUCAAAACCGGCUUAACCCGGUUGAACCCCGAUCCAACUAUUAAACCACAAACCCCUUAUCAAACCGGCCGAAUGACUUAACCCGGUUUGACAACCUUGGUCGACCCUAAAGGCUAGAAGUGUGGUGUUAGUAUUGGAGGUAUAUAGGUACAAUAGAAGAGUAUUGCCAAAGUCUAUGUUGAAGUGUGAUGUCAUGUAUAUAUGCAUAAUUUAUUAGGUGUCAAUAGCUCUCCAACAUAUCUUGUCAAAACCGGCUUAACCCGGUUGAACCCCGAUCCGACUAUUAAACCACAAACCCCUUAUCAAACCGGCCGAAUGACUUAACCCGGUUUGACAACCUUGGUCGACCCUAAAGGCUAGAAGUGUGGUGUUAGUAUUGGAGGUAUAUAGGUACAAUAGAAGAGUAUUGCCAAAGUCUAUGUUGAAACAUAAUUAGAGAUCGUGACACAGUCAAGGGUGCAGUGUAAGAUUAGGAGGUUGCACAGGUGGUUAUUGUGAUUCCGAGGACGACCUUCGCAAAUGAGUAAUAUAAUCUUGUACGUGGUGUGAGGCCUUCGGAGUCAUCAUCAAUUCAACAUGUAAGGGGUGUCAUCCUAGAAGUCACAAAUGCUACAAACCAUGCCACUACCAAGAAUGAGUUAUGAGAAGCCAAUAUAAUGAAGAAUGUGGUGCCGCUACUAAACACACUCCAUCAUCAAGGUAGUUGAAGCGAAGUACGAGAAUCUAAUGCAACGACGAGACCAACCAUACGAGGAGGCAACAAUGGACAAUCUUGACAUGCCAGCCGCUCUAGGGAAAGGGGAAAGAGACAACUAAUGAUGAAAGUUACUUAUUUCAACUACGACGCCUCUCCUUUAAGAGUAGGAAGUGAAAACUAUGAAGUCAAAAGGUCGUGAAAUUUAGUAAAAGAAAAUACACACACAUUCUCUUUCAUUCUUAUCGCCAUAGUCACAAUUGAGACGGUAACAAAAAUUUGGACUAAACUUAUUCUUCUCUUCCUUGAGUCAUGAAAGAUUUAUAAACACUCGAUUAAUUUAGUAUGAAAACACGAUUGAUUAAGUCUGUAGGUAAUCAAUUAGGAUGACAAUACAUAACACUAGAUAGCUUAUAUUAUCCAAAUUUGUUUAAUAUUGUUAUUGGAGGAAAUUAGGCAACUUCGACAACAAUGCGGGAUAUUUGGAGAAAUAAUCGGGUGUCCUAUCUGGUGGCUAAGAAGACCCUUUAUUUGUUACCUGCGAGUGUUAAUACUUUUGAUUUGUUUAUAUGGUGUAAACUAUAAUAAAGUGAGCUAUUAGGGUGGGGUGUGGGGAAUCUAUGGUAUAUUCUAUAUUUUAGUAAUCCUCACAUUAGUGGCAAGAGUCUAGUUAUAACUUAGAAGUUGAAAUUAACGUCCUCUAUGGCUCUAAUCUCUAUCACCGCUCCCAACCGGCUUCAUCUGGUGCAGGUCUCGCAAGUGGCUGUCCCCAGUCUCAUCUAUCCGUCUCUUUAAACAACCUCCAAUGUUUCUCUCUCUCUCUCUCUCUCUCAAAAUUUGGGGAUCGAAUAUUGAAGUUCUCGUUCUCGGUGGAUUUCAGCUCCCUCUUUUAGGUAAUUCUCGAAUCUCUGACGAUUACCCUGUUCAGGUUUUCAGGGUUUGGCUUACUUUUGAUUAGAUGUGUUUCGGAAUCUCUUGUCACUUUAUUUGCUGUUUUCUAGAAGCGUUCCCCUGAAGAGAUUCUAGGGCUUGUUUAGGAUUACUGUUUAUGUUCUUCCCUCCAUGAUUUUGGAAUUACAUGUUCCGUGAUGGAUUACCCAGAAAGCUAUUAGUUAACCGAUCGACAUUAAGUAGAUUCAUUUGAAGUUUUGGGUUAUGCUGGGAGUCAUGAUCUCUUCAUUGUUGCCUGAGCUGAUUCUGAUAGUCUGCUGGAAAUUCUUUUGACGGUAUGAGUAGAGCUGAUUGGUAGUGCUGGUUUCAUGCCAUAAUGAUUAUGAAGCUUCAAUCUUUAGCUGUUGAGUGAGUGAUUCUGGGGAUUGUUUAUCUGAUCUCGAUUUCUAUUCGGUUUUUGUCCUGGCCAGGUUAGUGAUGUACUUGAAGAAGCCGCUUUCUUCUGGUUUUUGAAAUCCUCAUGAACUUCUGUAGCCUACCUACUGGGAAAAUAGUGGGCAGUUGAAAUCAUGAGGAGGUUGAUAAGUUGCUUGUUUGGUUUUGUUGACUGAUCGAGGGCUUUGCUAGUGAUUGUGAAAAUAAAAAAUCUCAUUUGGAAAGUAGAAACAAGAGGAAAAGAAUAUAUGGCGGAAGCUCUCAUAACGACAUUGUCAAUGGAGAAUUAUCACCCUUCCACGCUUUUGUCAAUGGAUUCUGGUUCCUUAAUGCACGAUGACUUGGAGAGAGAGAUGAACCGGCCUUUGAUUCUAUCCAGGCCACCUGACAUCAACCUUCCGGUGUCAUCCGAGCCUCCUUCACCUUCUCUUCUGAAUUGGAACGACUCAUGUGACAUCCUAGAUUUGGGUCAUGCUCCUCCAAUUUAUGAAGUUGAGACAACUGUCAGUGUGCCUAAAGCUUCAAAGAAAUGUGCCAAGAGGCUCGACAGCAUUUGGGGUGCUUGGUUCUUCUUUACCUUCUAUUUCAAACCGGUUUUGAGUGAGAAGUCGAAGUCCAAGAUAGUGAAGGAUAGCAAUGGUGUCUCUGGGUAUGAGAAAACGGAUCUGCACCUUGACGCAUUCUUGGUGCAACACGAUAUGGAGAAUAUGUACAUGUGGGUUUUCAAGGAGAGGCCUGAAAAUGCUUUGGGUAAGAUGCAGUUGAGGAGUUACAUGAAUGGGCACUCGCGUCAAGGGGAGCGCCCAUUCCCAUUCAGUGUUGACAAGGGCUUUGUCCGGUCUCACAGGAUGCAAAGGAAGCAUUAUAGGGGUCUAUCUAACCCACAGUGCCUUCACGGGAUUGAAGUUGUUGAGUCUCCAAAUCUCGUGAAUCUUGAAGAGGGAGAGAGGAAGAGGUGGGUAGAACUCACUGGCCGUGAUGUUAAUUUCUGCAUCCCUCCUGAAGCAAGUGAUUUUAGCUGUUGGAGGACCCUGCCAGCCACAGAAUUUGAGCUCGAGCGUCCCCCUCUGCCAUUGAAGAUUAAUGGGAAUUUCCAACCAAGGAAAUUGCUUAAUGGUACUGGUUUGAAUCUUUCUACUCAGUCUACGGACCAUAGUAGUAGUAGUAGUGGUGAAGUGAUGGAUUACUCUCCGUUUUGCAAUAAUAAAAGGAAGAAGGCAUAUUCUCCUCAAGCAAAUGAGGAUGAUUGUCUCCACAAUAACAAUUCCCGUGUUGAGAGGGUAGACAUGAACAUCCAUCCAACUGAGCCAACAUGGCUCAAUGACUUUGGCGGGGUGAUGAAAAAUGUCUAUGGACCUGUUACAGCGGCGAAGACCAUAUACGAAGAUGAACAAGCAUUCUUGAUCAUCGUCAGCUUGCCAUUUGCUGAUCUAGAAAGGGUGAAGGUCACCUGGAGGAACACCAACAGUCAUGGAAUAGUGAAAAUAUCUUGUGUAAGUACUGCUUGCGUGCCGUUUAUUAAAAGGCAUGAUAGGUCAUUUAAACUAACAGAUGCAACUCCGGAGCACUGCCCACCAGGAGAGUUCGUCAGGGAGAUUCCCCUCCCGAACUGCAUUCCUGAAGAUGCUAAGCUGGAAGCCUAUCGGGACGAGACUGGAACCAUUCUGGAGAUUAUUGUGCCGAAACAUCGGGAAGGACCAGAGGAACAUGAAGUCCGUGUGUGUCUUCGCCCUUCUCCUUUGAGCGAGCGAUCAUUCAUCGACUUGAAGGAGGCAUAGAAUUUGUAGGUUGGGAUACGGUCUGUUUACUUACCUCUUAUGGAAAAUCCGUCCCAUGGCAUUUGGUGCACUUUUGUUUUAGCAUAUUCUUCUGUAUUACCAUUUUUCCUGUUUUCUAUUCCUUCUGGUUUUUUGGGUUCCAGUCUGUAGGUUGGUAUACCUGAAACUUACAUGUUUUUAUUCUUGGUGGGCAAUUUUAGCUCUGGUUUCUUUGUCAUAUUUAUAGAGGGCCUAUUCAGUUCCCCCAAGGGAAGAGUGAAAAGGCGACUAGAUCAGUGAUCGAUUUCUGGUGCUGUGUUUAUUUUGUUAUUUGCAGUAUGUUGGUAGGGUUUGCAGCAGCGAGGUCAAGUUUGUGGAUAUCCAUAGCCAAUGGUUCGGGGAAAUGCCUAUCUGGUGAGUUGGAGAAUUUUUCAUGACAACUAGAAUGACUUUUUUUUACAAGAAUUGAAAAAUCGUAUCCUACCGGCGGUUCGACCAAAAAAAUGUUUUACCGGAAGCAAAAUCAGUAAGCAGUAUUUAGCCCAUAUGAAAUGAUUGAACCACAAUUUCAGCAUAAAAUACUUAUCGUUAU